This is a messenger RNA of Carcharodon carcharias (great white shark), 1023 nucleotides long. Its product is annotated as zinc finger and SCAN domain-containing protein 2-like. Gene Ontology annotation, molecular function: DNA-binding transcription repressor activity, RNA polymerase II-specific. The record is from RefSeq and is a predicted model, not a curated record. NCBI's taxonomy places the organism in Eukaryota, Metazoa, Chordata, Chondrichthyes, Lamniformes, Lamnidae. Gene Ontology annotation, biological process: negative regulation of transcription by RNA polymerase II. The transcript has a single exon. The annotation marks the transcript as partial.
ACCGUUCACAGUGGGGAGAAACCAUAUACGUGUUCUGUGUGUGGACAAGGCUCCAACCAAACAUCUGGCCUAUCAAAACAUAAAUGCAGUCACAAUGGAAAAAAGCCGUGGAAAUGUGGGGACUGUGGGAAGGGAUUCACUCAUUCAUCUACCCUGCUGAUACACCAGCGAGUUCACACUGGGAAGAAAACAUUCACCUGCUCCGUAUGUGGAAAAGAUUUCUAUCGGUCAUCAAAUCUGUUGGCACACCAGCAGCUUCACACUGGGGAGAGGCCAUUCACGUGCUCCGAGUGUGGGAAGAGGUUCACUCAGUCAUCCAAUCUGAGGACACACCAACGAGUUCACAGUGGGGAGAAACCAUUUACUUGCUCUGAGUGUGGGAAAGGAUUCAUUCAGUCGUCCUACCUAAUUGCUCACCAGAAAGUUCACACUGGGGAGAAACCAUUCACCUGCUCCGAGUGUGGGAAAGGAUUCGCUCAGUCAUCCUACAUGAUGAUACACCAACGUUUUCACUCUGGGGAGAAGCCAUUCACCUGCACCGAGUGUGGGAAGCGAUUCACUACCUCAUCCAACCUGCUGUUACACCAACGAGUUCACACUGACGAGAGACCUUUUAAUUGCCUAGACUGUGGAAAGUGCUUUAAAAGUUCUGGGGAACUGAUGACCCAUCAACGUGUUCACACUGACGAGAGACCAUUCAGGUGCUCUCACUGUGGGACUGGGUUCAGGAAAUCAUCUCAACUCAUUGUACACCAGCGAGUUCACAAUGGGGAUAAACCGUUUACCUGCACCGAGUGUGCGAAGGGAUUUGCUGAGUUAGCUACCCUGCUGAAGCACCAACGAGUUCACACUGGGGAGAGACCAUUCACCUGCCCCAACUGUGGGAAGGGAUUCACUCAAUCAUCCAACUUGCUGAGACACCAGCGAGUUCACACUGGGGAGAGACCAUUCACCUGCUUCGAGUGUGGGAAGGGAUUCACUCAAUCAUCCCACCUACUGACACACCAGCGAGUUCACGAGUAA